This is a messenger RNA of Calypte anna (Anna's hummingbird), 2025 nucleotides long. Its product is annotated as vascular non-inflammatory molecule 3. The transcript is spliced from 8 exons. NCBI's taxonomy places the organism in Eukaryota, Metazoa, Chordata, Aves, Apodiformes, Trochilidae. The record is from RefSeq and is a predicted model, not a curated record. Gene Ontology annotation, molecular function: hydrolase activity, acting on carbon-nitrogen (but not peptide) bonds, in linear amides. The coding region runs from base 59 to 1585 and encodes 508 amino acids.
UUUCUAUGCACCCUUUGUCCGUGACUCACAGCAUUCCAGGAGCUGAGAGGCAGCAGCCAUGCUCCCUUCCCAGCCUCUCCUGCACACUGCAGUGUUUGCACUCACAAUCCUUCAGGCCCUCGCCUCCAACACCUUCAUUGCAGCCGUCUACGAGCACGCGGUCAUCCUACCAGAUGCCACUCUUCAGCCCGUGUCACCUGAGGAGGCUUUGGCCCUGAUGAACAAAAACAUGGAUGUCUUGGAAGGGGCCAUCAAGGCAGCUGCCCAGCAGGGUGCCCACAUCAUUGUGACUCCUGAAGAUGGCAUUUAUGGCUGGCGUUUCACAAGAGAAACCAUCUACCCCUACCUGGAGGAUAUUCCUGAUCCUGCAGUGGACUGGACUCCCUGCACCGACCCCACAAGAUUUGCUCCUGCUCCAGUACAGAAACGACUCAGCUGCAUGGCCAGGAAUAAUUCCAUCUAUGUGGUUGCAAACAUUGGGGACAAGAAGCCAUGUAACUCCAGUGAUCCCAGUUGCCCCAGUGAUGGUCGCUACCAGUACAACACUGAUGUUGUCUUUGACCCAAAGGGGAAACUGGUGGCUCGUUACCACAAGUAUAACCUGUUCAGAGGAGAAACUCAGUUUAAUUACCCAAAAGAGCCAGAAGCCAUCACCUUUGAGACCCCCUUUGGGAAGCUGGGCAUUUUCACAUGCUUUGAUAUCCUUUUCCAUGAGCCUGCCGUGAUCCUAGUGAGUGAGUUGCAGGUGGAUACUGUGCUCUUCCCAACAGCUUGGAUGAAUGUCCUGCCAUUUCUGACUGCAGUUGAGUUUCACUCUGCCUGGGCUAUGGGCAUGGGAGUCAAUUUGCUUUCAGCAAAUACUCAUAACAUUGGCUCAGCAAUGACAGGGAGUGGGCUGUUCACACCAGAGGGACCUGUGGCCUACUAUUACAACAGUGAGACAGAGGAGGGACAUCUCCUGCUAGCAGAGCUGAGUGCACGUCCCCGUCUUUCCCCCACCUACCCCCCUCCCAUCAACUGGAGCUCCUAUGCCACAAGCAUCAAGAAAUUUCCAGGAGAAAAAGACACUUUUUCAGCAGCUGUCCGUCGGGAUGUAUUCACUUUCACUGAGCUCAGAUACAAAGCUGGAAAUUACACUGUUUGCCAAGGAGAUCUGUGCUGCCAUUUGGUCUAUCAGAUGUCGAACAAGAGCAAAGAUGAAGUUUAUGUCCUGGGUGCAUUUGAUGGACUUCAUGGCUCUCUCAUUAAAUACCAUUGGCAGAUAUGCACACUGCUCAAGUGCAAGAGCCCAGACCAGAACACAUGUGGGCAGCCGGUGGAGAUGGCUCAGACCACGUUUGAGAUGUUCUCCCUCAGUGGCACCUUUGGCACCAACUAUGUCUUUCCAGAAGUCUUGUACAGCGGAGUGCAGCUGGCCCCUGGCGAGUUUGAGGUGCUACGUGAUGGACGUUUGAAAAGUAAGCAUGCCACAUCAAAACCACUUGUAACAGCAACACUUUUUGGAAGGCUUUAUGAAAAGGACCCCCUGCAUCCUCUGAGAACCUCCCCACAGCACGGCUCCUUAGCUGCUACACGUGCACCAUAGAUAGGAGGGGAAUUACCCUGCUGGGAUCCAUCUCUUCCUGAGCUGUGGCAAUUUUCCUGUAUCAUUCCUCUUCUGCAGUCUUGCCUUUCUUCUCAGCAGCAUGCCAAUUGGUUUUAUGCAGGAGAAAGCAAUGUGAUCACUUUCUUAUGCAUGCAUGCAUUUUUAAUGGUGGUUGAGUGAAUGCAAUUAUUUUUUUCAGUAUGAAUGCUUUUGUCUCAUGAAAUCUUUCAUUAGAAUUUUUUUUUUCCAAAGAUAUAAUGCAGAUUGCCAGGAUAACACUGGAAAGAGCACCAAUGUUUAAACAUGAAGUUUACCAGUUUGCUCCAGAACAAGUCUUUCCCAACGCAGCCUUUCUCUUCCUUUGGCCCUUCCCAUUUUUCAGACUGUACAAGCACAAAGUGUCCAUGUUUCUCAGUCUUAAACACUAGUUGAUGCAGCUU